This is a messenger RNA of Eublepharis macularius, 1292 nucleotides long. It is a transcript of the gene SPRR3, whose product is annotated as small proline rich protein 3. The coding region runs from base 39 to 1016 and encodes 325 amino acids. NCBI's taxonomy places the organism in Eukaryota, Metazoa, Chordata, Lepidosauria, Squamata, Eublepharidae. The transcript has 2 exons. The record is from RefSeq and is a predicted model, not a curated record.
UGCACUGGGGAGCUGGGUAUCACCACGCCAGCCAAAAGAUGACAUAUUAUAGGCAACGGCAUCCAAUGUCACUACCCUUUGUGAAAAAAGGACCAACAUAUUAUGGGCCACGGUACAUUCCACUGUAUGGGUCAAAAUCUCCUCUGUCUGUGAGAAUUCCUGUAUACGAGGAAGGCCCCCGUGCACCACUUCGCCCUCCACCUUGUACAACCACCAGGUAUCAACCUCGGCGUGUAUCUGUGUGUCCAGAACCAACUACAACCAAGUACCCUGAAGUAAAUUUGACCAGGAAGCUAGCACGGGCAUCACUCAGGUGUCCACGAUCUUGUGCGACGUAUAGCGGCAUGACCAAAGGUCGAUAUGGUACCAUUACAAAGAUGCCAGAACCUUAUGCGAACAAGGUCCCUCUUCCACGUAUGACUAAAGGCCCAGUGAUAUAUUCAACCAAGCCUCCGCAGCCAUACGUGACCAAGGACCCAUUGCCAACUGUGAUCAAGGACCCAGUAAUAUACCCAACCAGCAAACCACAGCCAUGUGAGACCAAAGUUCCUCUACCACGUAUGACCAAGGGACCAGUAAUAUAUGUAACAAAGGACUCACAGCCAUAUAUUAAUAAUAGUACACAAAUACGUACAGCCAAGGGGAUGCUGUCACGGGCAGCAAAGCACACACUAGCACAGGUGAAAAAGGGCACGACAAGAGGUCCACGGCUACUCUCAACAAAAGUCCCACAUCUAGGAGUGAUGAAACCUUCACGACUAUGGCUGAGUAAGGUUUCACAGUCUCAGCCAUGCUUGACAACGGGCUCCCAGCCGAACCUGGCAAAGGGCUCCCGAGUACACUUGACAAAGGGCUCCCAGCCGAACCUGGCAAAGGGCUCCCGAGUACACUUGACAAAGAGCUCCCAGCCGAACCUGAUUCAUACAGGCACUUUCUCGUCACCAAAGAAACUUGCCAAAAAUGUAAAGAUCUCAACCACUGGCAAAAAAUAUUGCUCUGCAACCAAAUGGUUCUGAUCAUAAAAACUGAGGACUCCCAAAAAAUGAAGACCCAGGAGCACAUCUGUGGUUAUUCUUUCUGUGCAGUCUAGGAAGAUUUACACCACUGGCUCGUAACCAGUUUUGCCUUGUUAAUUUAUUCAUGUUGUUAUUUAAAACAAUAGGUGUUGUCCUUACAUAGUUGUCUCUGUUGUGACUACACACAUAAGCACUGUGCAGUUUCAGAGUAGUCGUUGAUCUAUUUUAAACAAUAUUAUCCUGUUUCUAUGCACGAGUUUUUGUAUCUCAUAUGUA